AUGGCCAAUGCUCCUCACGGUGGUGUUCUUAAAGAUGCACAUGCUCGUGAUGCCCAUAAGUUUGACGAAUUAUUGAAAGAAUCCAAAACAUUGCCGUCAAUAAUAUUAACAGACCGUCAAUUAUGCGAUCUAGAACUUAUUAUGAAUGGCGGGUUCUCACCAUUGGAGGGAUUCAUGAAUCAAGGAGACUACAAUCGCGUUGUGAAUGAACUUCGCUUAAGGGAUGGUAACCUUUUUUCUAUACCUGUGACUCUCGAUGUCUCCGAGCAUGACAUAAAGUCAUUAGGACUGGAGCCUAAAAAACGCGUAGUGUUAAGAGAUCUUCGUGACGACGCGCCAUUGGCCAUUUUGACAAUCGAUGAUGUAUAUCGUCCAAAUAAAGUCGAAGAAGCCUUGAAGGUUUUUGGUAGCAAUGAUAUGUCCCACCCUAGCAUUAAGUAUCUGCACACUCAAACCAAAGAAUAUUAUGUUGGAGGAAAUGUAGAGGCCAUUCAGGCACCCGCACAUUAUGAUUACAUUGCUCAUAGACUUACUCCGGCUGAACUUCGCGCGCAUUUCAAAAAACUUAAUUGGAAUCGCGUCGUAGCAUUUCAAACUCGAAACCCAAUGCAUCGUGCACAUCGAGAAUUGACAGUUCGUGCAGCACGAAUUCGUCAGGCCAAUGUCCUUAUUCAUCCUGUAGUGGGUCUCACUAAACCUGGAGACAUAGAUCAUUACACAAGAGUCAGGGUUUAUCAAACGAUAAUGCGUAAGUACCCCAACGGGAUGGCUACUUUAAGUUUAUUACCGUUGGCAAUGAGGAUGGGUGGACCACGAGAAGCUCUCUGGCAUGCAAUUAUUAGAAAGAAUUUUGGAGCUACACAUUUUAUCAUUGGACGAGAUCAUGCGGGUCCUGGAAAGAAUUCACAAGGGGUUGAUUUCUACGGACCAUAUGAAGCUCAGGAAUUAGUAGUAAAGUACCAUGACGAAUUAAAAAUCGAGGUCGUUCCCUUCCAGAUGAUGACAUAUAUUCCCGAUUCAGAUGAAUAUAUGCCGGUCGACGAGGUACCGAAAGGUACACAAACUCUUAACAUUUCUGGCACGGAAUUACGACGUCGUCUUAGAAGUGGUGCACACAUUCCCGAGUGGUUUUCAUAUCCGGAAGUGGUUCAAGUACUUAGAAACACUCAUCCACCGCGAUCAAAGCAGGGAUUCACGUUAUUCUUAACGGGAUAUUAUAAUUCUGGAAAGGACAUGGUGGGAAGAGCGUUACAAGUUGUGCUUAAUGAACAGGGUGGAAGGCCUGUAAGUCUUUUGUUGGGUGAGAUUGUACGCCAUGAGCUUUCAUUCGAAUUAGGAUUUUCAAGGAGAGACCGGGAUUCAAAUAUAGCCCGCAUAGCAUUUGUGUCUGCCGAACUUACAAAGGCAGGUGCAGCUGUUAUUGCAGCGCCGAUCGCACCAUUUGCUGAAGCACGUGCACAUGCAAGAGCGCAUAUCGAAACGUAUGGUGGAUUUUAUUUGGUUCACGUGAAUACUCCGUUAGAUUAUUGUAUCGCUACUGACCGAAAGGGAAUAUAUCAGAGAGCACAAUCUGGUGAAAUAAAAGGAUUCACGGGAGUUGAUGAUCCUUAUGAGGCACCUACGGAUGCAGAUAUCGUUGUAGAUAUCAGUAAGCAAAGUGUUAGCGAGAUUUGCCAUCAAAUUCUGUUAUUGCUCGAAAAGGAUGGAUAUAUUGGUGAAAAAUAG
Messenger RNA from Acaulospora morrowiae, 1725 nucleotides. NCBI's taxonomy places the organism in Eukaryota, Fungi, Glomeromycota, Glomeromycetes, Diversisporales, Acaulosporaceae. The record is from the annotation of a GenBank genome assembly.